UUAAAGCUCGCGACUCGACAUGUUAGCUACCUAGCAUUGAAAUUGCACAAGAUAGUCAAACUGGCUCAUUUUCCAGUUUAUAUCGCUUUAUAGCUUGCGAACUAGCUAGCUAUACCGAUACAUAGUUUAGUUGCGACAUAAAAGUUGCCUCAACUGAUCAGUAAUGUGGCUGUCUUGCUAAAAAGCCAGCUAGCAAAUCACCUCGCUGCUGACUGCAGUCAUUAAACCUGUCACGAGUGUUAGUUGCCUUGUGCUACAGGAGUACUGGAGCAUAGGCUGUGCAUGUUUUAAAAAACAAUGACAGAGGUAACGAACGAAGAGUUUGGUGUAAUACCCGGAAAAGGGAGAGUGGAGAAAUGGAGGUUAAAAUCUCAAAGUGUCACUGUAGAGAUAAUAUCACUUGGGUGCAUAAUAACCUCUAUAACGAGCAAAGGCAAGAAUGGUGAAAUCGAUGACAUCGUGCUAGGGUUUGACGACCUAGAAGGGUAUCUGACUAAUCCUAGAUACUUUGGAGCUGUCGUUGGACGGGUGGCCAAUCGGAUUGCCAAAGGGAAAUUUGUGAUCGAUGCGAAGGAGUAUCAGCUGGCCAUCAAUAACGGCCCCAAUGCCCUCCAUGGGGGACUGCGGGGCUUCGACAAGGCAAUCUGGGCAUGUGAGGGUGUCGCGAGCGGUGUGAGGCUGUCAUUGACCAGCCCGGACGGCGAGGAGGGCUAUCCAGGGGAGCUGCAGGCCACUGUCACCUACACCCUGGAGGGAGACACUCUGACCAUCCAGUACCACGCCCGUUCCAGCCAGACCACUCCCAUCAACCUCACCAACCAUUCCUAUUUCAACUUGGCUGGACAUGGCACCCCUGACAUAUACAAUCAUGAGGUCUCUAUUACAGCAGAUGCUUACCUGCCAGUGGAUGACACCAUGAUUCCCACAGGGGAGAUCAGACCAGUGGAGGGCACACCUUUCGACCUCCGGAGGCCUGUGCUGAUUGGACAACGUUUGAAGGAAGUGCCGGGACCUGGUUUCGACCACAAUUUCUGCCUGUGUUCUCCGGGGGAACCCAGCAAAGAACGAAUAUGUGCAAGGGUGCACCACCCCAAGAGCGGCCGGGUUCUGGAGGUGAGCACGACCCAGCCCGGUGUUCAGUUCUACACGGCAAACUUCCUGGACGGCAGCCUGAGGGGCAAGGGUGGAGCCACCUACCCCAAACACAGCUCCUUCUGCCUGGAGACCCAGAGCUGGCCCGAUGCCAUCAACAAGCCUCACUUCCCUGACGUGCUGCUGCGGCCGGGCGAGGAGUACAGCCACACCACACGCUUCACCUUCACCUGCACGGCCUGAGGACUGCAGGGAGGAGAUCUGCUUUCAAACCCUCUUUCACCCGUGCCUUGGACCAAUGCAGCAAUACCGGGGCUCUGUACUAAUCACAAAGACAUAACUCAUCACAACAGCAGUGUGAGUUUACUUCAUUGUUAAAUCUGAUUGGACAGUAAUCAAAAUGUAAAAUCAGCCAUGAAAACAAUUCUGUUUUGCUCAGCAAGUUAUGUGUACCUGUAUUUAAUGUGACACGUAAACGUGUUUCAAUGAUCAGCUCAGUGUUCGAAACUGUUUCAGGCCUCUCUCCUGUUCAGCCGAGCACAUCUGCAUAUUCCUCUCCCAACACGUCUAGUCUAAUUUAUGUUCACAUCCGCCUGGGCCAGACAGGUCAGCCGCAUUAGGUAGUUGACAUUGUGCCUUUGACUAAUGAGGCUAUUAAAAGACAUG
Megalops cyprinoides (Indo-Pacific tarpon) is the source of this 1758-nucleotide messenger RNA. RefSeq names its product galactose mutarotase (gene galm). The record is from RefSeq and is a predicted model, not a curated record. NCBI's taxonomy places the organism in Eukaryota, Metazoa, Chordata, Actinopteri, Elopiformes, Megalopidae. Gene Ontology annotation, biological process: beta-D-galactose catabolic process via UDP-galactose, Leloir pathway; glucose metabolic process. The transcript has 7 exons. Gene Ontology annotation, molecular function: carbohydrate binding; aldose 1-epimerase activity. The coding region runs from base 298 to 1335 and encodes 345 amino acids.